AUUCGUAUCUUAUCAAAGAUGAAAUUAUGGUAAAUAGUAAGCGUUGUUACAACGAGCUGCAGUGUUUAAUAGUCCGCGUUUUAUUUCGCGCGCGUUAUCAAUCCGCAAAAACAGUGCUUUUCAAACAAACUAUUCGAGGAAACGGUGGUUUAUGAGCACGACACUCCAAAAAUGGCGAAGUUCCUGAAAUCAAUAUUCCACACGACAGACAGACGGAAGCCGUCGCACUAUGAGCACGAGGUCGAAGAUGAGAGAAGCGAGUCUCCGCCACCAGAGCGCAGGAGACAGCUGUCCAUAUCGCGCUCUGGGAGAAUGAAGCAGGCUAAUAAGAAGAGGCAUUCCUUGACGCUGGAGCUUUAUGGAGAAACCAUCCAAAUAGACGCAGUAGAAAAUCCAGUACCUAUGGAUUACCAAAUUCACUCACCAAGCCACACCGCUCCCGCAGAUUUAGAACCUAACAGUACCAACCCAGGCAGGUUUGACACAGCUGACAUGAAUGACCUCAUAGACCUUCCAGACCAAUCUACAGAUCUAGCUAAAACUAUAGAAGUAACUCUGGAAGCUAAAUUAAGCACAGUAGCAAUUGAAAAGUCUCCUGAAGAAGAAAUAGACCAUGCAUUUGAGAUCUUAGACAAGUCAUAGCGAAGAGAAACGGGAAUGUAGUGAUAAUUGUUAAGUAUUAAAUAGUAUUGUUAAUUGAGUGAUAAGUAAUAUAGUUAAAAUAGCUAGGGCGAGAUUUAAAUGAAAGAUUUGUCUGCUUUGACUGUUAAAUUUGACAGUCGAUACGGGUAGACAGAAGCCAGUGAGUCUGACGACCAGACUUACCAAGGGGUACUGGGUUUCCCGGGUAACUGGGUUGAGGAGGUCAGAUAGGCAGUCGCUCCAUGUAAAACACUGGCACUCAGGUGCAUCCGGUUAGACUGGAAGCCCAACCCAGCCUAGUUGGAAAAAUCUGCAAUCUGGAAGAUGAGUGUGCUUUAACUAAGUAAUCUUCUCUGAUGAUGAUUAAAAUUUGGUUUAAUUCGUCUGAGCGGUUUAGCUGGUUGAAAGGUGAUUUCUGCCUAGCUCCUUUGAUGAAAUUUAAGAAAGAUAUUUCACCGUUUCUACCUUGAAGUUGGAACAGGAAAGUGUUUCUUACCAAAAUAUAGGUGUGUGCGUUGAUAAGGAAUUAUGAGAUGCUAUCGAUCCAUGAUAGAUUUUUGAUAGCAGUAUUAUUAUAUUGUUUGGGGUUUCCAUUAUACGGAUAACGGUGUAUAAAAAGUCUGUGUAUGCUUUGUUCCUACAUUUUGCUUUUUAAUUGUUGACACUAAUAUCUAUAGUUCUAUGACAGCCAUGUAGCAAUAGCCAUGUUGGAAAUCGGCGAAAAAAUGUUGAUUAUUAUGUUUCUGAGACAGUGAAACAUUUAGAAAUUGACUGAAGAUGAAGAAUUGAUUGUUCACUCGUAAGGGUCUUGUUACUGACUGCGUAACUUGGAAGAGGUGUUGGAAAGGAUAUUUUGGGUAAUCUUCAUAUUAUAAAGGAAAGAUUUGGAAAACGGAACAGGGUAUUUUGGUGACAACAUGUCUGGAAAUUGUAUUUCUUAUCAUUAUUAUUAUUUAAAUCCAGAUAUAUCUAAUUGGAUUAUACAUAAAAUACCUACUAAAUAAUCUAUUGCAUUUAUUAUUUGCUGCUCAAAAAACUGUACUUGUCCUUGACAAAAGGCAAUUUAUAAAAUACUUGAUAUCUUGUGAGUUUUAUCAUAAAAAAAAUCGAUGAUAUGAAUUGAAAUAUUGUAUAUAGUUUUACUUUAUACAUUUAGAUAUUAAUUUUCACCCAGUGAAUGAUUUAUCUAGCAUUUAUCUGAAGUGUUGCUUAAAAGUUAUCUUUGGCUUAUGUAACUCUUAUACAUGCAAUAAUAUAAAAUUGUAUUAUACAUAUACUGUGAAACAGCGAAUCCCGGCCACAACUCUUAAUAUCUUUAAAAUGUAAACGCAACUAAAUGUAGCUAUGAUAUAAGGUGUGAUAUUAAUUAUCAAAUGAUUUGAUUGAUAGAUAAGUUUCUAUUUUGGGAAAUCCACUGAAAGAAACGUCAAUUCUAAUAUAUUAAACAAAACUGCACGACAAAUUUAAUAUAUUAAAUGGUGGAGCUAGAGUUGUCUUUAUUUCUUUAUAGUUGCCUUUUCAACAUUUUAUUCAAAUAGAAGGCUUUUUUAUGGAUUUCUUUUUCUGCUAGUAAAUGUAGUUAGAAAAUAAUAUUCCAUUUGUAAUACAACUGUUGUACGUAAUAAACAUGUAAUUGUAAAGAUAUUGUGAAAGUGGCUACUUAUAAGAUUGUAUUGUUUUUGUAAUUGACGCGUUUUGCAUGGAAUUAAAGACUGAUUGUUCAAACAACUA
This is a messenger RNA of Helicoverpa armigera (cotton bollworm), 2373 nucleotides long. RefSeq lists its product as uncharacterized. The record is from RefSeq and is a predicted model, not a curated record. The transcript has 3 exons. The coding region runs from base 172 to 642 and encodes 156 amino acids. NCBI's taxonomy places the organism in Eukaryota, Metazoa, Arthropoda, Insecta, Lepidoptera, Noctuidae.